AUGGUUCAUGGCUCUCAAUGCAGAACUGCAACGGGACUCUGGGUUGAAAACGUCAAGUCGAACCACCCGCCUCAGUCUAAGCCUUUCAUACACGUCUUCAUGGCCAAUCGUUCUCAACGAUCAAAACAAUCCGCCCAGGUAAGGCCAGCCAACGAGAAGUCAUCCCGAAGCUUCAAGAGCUGUAGUGGAUCGCGCGGUAGCACAAGCAGCUUUGACGUCGGCAGACUCUCGGAUAGCGAGGGCCUAGAAGAAAAAGAGAGGCAAAUCAACGGCGACGCCUUGACUGAGCAUCGACUAGUACCGGUACAAUUGUGA
Fusarium verticillioides 7600 is the source of this 315-nucleotide messenger RNA. RefSeq lists its product as hypothetical. The record is from RefSeq and is a predicted model, not a curated record. The transcript is spliced from 2 exons. Bases 1 to 315 code for a protein of 104 amino acids. Lineage: Eukaryota; Fungi; Ascomycota; Sordariomycetes; Hypocreales; Nectriaceae.